Molecule: messenger RNA, 2390 nt
Organism: Marchantia polymorpha subsp. ruderalis
Lineage: Eukaryota; Viridiplantae; Streptophyta; Marchantiopsida; Marchantiales; Marchantiaceae
Source: the annotation of a GenBank genome assembly
GAUGGAUUCCAGUCACGAACGAAGAUUUUGCUGGAUGAGGUGUAAGUAGACGUGGUCAACUUGGAGAAAGAUGUCCCGAGGUAUAGUUCUGGAGGACAAUUCUUCAAUUCCGUUACUUCCAAAAACAAAUUGGAGUCAAGUUCUUCCCCUACUCUUAGAUUCACAGCCAAUUGGUCCAUCAGUAGUCAUGCGCUUUGCCUGGAGUCCCACGAGCACUGAGAAGCUCAAACCUCGUGGUGACCUGUGCCCGAAGAUCAGUGUGUGACAUGUUCGAGUUGUCAGAAAAACGCAUUUCAUCACAGAACUUGGCGAUGUUCGUGACUCCACGGUCGAUCGACAGCUCGUUUGAUCGAGGCAUGGGAAGCUCUCUCAUCCGAAACUUCUGCCGAUCAUUGGACCUUCAAAGCCUUAUAUAUUGAGCUGUGUAGAUGCAGCUUUACGGUCGCUGUCGAAGAUCAUGACAAAAGCGGCCUCUGCUGUUCCCUCUCAGGGAAGCGCAUGUCAUGUCGUGUCAUGUCUGCUGCAGCUGUGCACGUUCAGUCCGAAUUGUGCCCAUCACCAGAAUAGAUUCACAAGCGAAUCUUCUCCAGCCUGUAAGUGGGGCUAGAGACAACGACGACAAGACUCACACAGAAUCUCCAUAAAGUGUUUCCAGGCUCAAAGUGCACCCCUACGACAUCAUCCUCCUCGCUUCUGACGUGGGACCCACUUCCGAGAUCUGUUCCAACAGUAGGUGUCAUCUCCAGCAUUGCUAGAUGGUCGAGAAGCUGAUUUAGUGCUCGAGUAAUCUCUCUGUCCCGAUCGAGGCCUGUGUAGCAUCAUCACCGGCCAAUUUUGGUAACCAGGACUCUGCGCAGGGGAAUCUGAUGCUAAUGUAGAAAGCUCGGUUGAAGGCAUCAGAUCUCAGUCACUGUGGCUGUCAGAUCUAGGCAAGGAACGACGACGACGAGCGAAAAGGACGCUCUGUAGUCAUCAGACUCGUGGCUUGACUGUUAGGGUCUGCCCAAUCUGAGGCAACCAAUCCGACAGAACACUGGCAGUCCUUCAGCGAAUUUCAGAUUGGACCUGCAGUCAGGUGAGAAAAGAUCGGAUUUCGGGGCCAGCUUGAAUUCUCUAUCUUUCGACAGGGCAUCAUUCAUCUCAUCAUUUCUAGGACUGUAAUCCAAUUCCCUGCCUCAUCCCCUCGAUGAGACAUACCAGGAACUGCUGACCUCUGAGAUGGAGUCUGGCGAACGAGACUCAAAUAUGGGUUUAUCUUAGCGAGGCCUAUUGAAGACUUGGAGCAUAAAUUACUGGAAUGCACAGCCGGGAGAAGUGGAAACCGCAAGCACAAAGCUUCAAGAGUGCGAAAGCCUUCAGUGGUGGUCAUGGUCCUGCAUUCACGAUCUUUCGUGGCCGAGUCACUUUCAACCUCAAAUGCUCAAUCAGUCAAUCACUUUCAGGUAGCUUCGAGUCACAGUCCCCACACCUCAUUCAACCAGAACUCGGACGAAAACUCGUCCCCUGUAGAGCAGAAGAAGCUGCAGAAUGGAUACCUCCAAGAGAUCGAUCGAAUCAUCGAAUCAGACUCUCCUGCUGAAAAUAGACUUUGUAGUGCUGGCAGCUCCCCAAGCAGCUAGAGCGAGAUCCAGCAGGUAAGGGACGCCAUAUCCACCGAACCAUCGCAACGAUGACGGAAUUCAUCCACUCCGGAACGUCACAAGGGCACUUGUGGGAACACAACGAGCCAUCUCCAGGCACCACCAUUGCAGAAAAUACUCCGACAGCAUGCGGAGGAGUAUUUUCUGCAGCAACUGCUUCGUGCAGGAGUGGAGUGGGUACGAGAUGGACAAGGAUUCACAAUCUGCACCGAGAAGUGCCCCUUCCUACCAACCGUACCGUACCAUGCCGUACAUCACGUGUACCUGGUACGGGGCGUGGCCGAGGGACUGUUGGGUGCAGAUGUGAACGAAGGCAGUUUGCACGGCAGGGACCCCCCAAAAAAGGAAGAGAGUGCGAAGUGUGAGGUCGACAAAUUUAGGCGCAGCUGAACAGGCUGGCCGGAGCAGCAGUGAGGAGUCGGACCCGUUCCAUCUCGGUAGCGGCAGCCAGACACCAGCUUGCAUGAGCUUGGAAUCGGCUACAGGCACAAAAAGCUGCGAAUCUUGCGAUGGCCGAAUGAAUGGCAGCAAGUUACAGUUCGUUCGGAAUCAGGUCGUGUUCCGAAUCCUGACCUCAUUCAGAACUGGAAUGUCGGAUUCUCGAGGCUUCACUUUCUUGGUACCAAGUUUGAGCAGCUGAAGAAGACCUUAGCGAGCAUUUCUGUCUACAUGAAUGAAUGUGGAUCACUUUUGAAGUCUACAGGGCGUGAUGGAUGGAUGGAUGGAGGGACCUUUUGAGAGGAGGAAGAG